This is a messenger RNA of Prosopis cineraria, 360 nucleotides long. Its product is annotated as probable E3 ubiquitin-protein ligase XBOS34. The transcript is spliced from 3 exons. Lineage: Eukaryota; Viridiplantae; Streptophyta; Magnoliopsida; Fabales; Fabaceae. The record is from RefSeq and is a predicted model, not a curated record. Bases 1 to 360 code for a protein of 119 amino acids.
AUGGCUGUGCUACAGGAGAGAAUGAAUGAAAUGCAGAGAAUGUUGGAGGCCUGCAUGGAUAUGCAGCUUGAGCUGCAACGCUCAUUAAGGCAGGAAGUUUCUGCAGCACUUCAUUCCUCAGAUGAUGGGUCAACAAGGUUGCAAGACCAUGAUUCCCGAGAAGAUAAAUCUAAGUGGGAGUGUGUGAGGAAAGGACUUUGCUGUAUAUGUUGUGAGAGCAGUAUUGAUUCUUUAUUGUACAGAUGUGGGCACAUGUGUAUGUGCUUGAAAUGUGCGAAUGAAUUGUUGGAAGGCAAGAGAAAGUGCCCAAUGUGUCGAGCACCUGUGGUGGAGGUGGUACAUGCUUAUGCGAUAGUAUAA